Molecule: messenger RNA, 635 nt
Organism: Ipomoea nil (Japanese morning glory)
Lineage: Eukaryota; Viridiplantae; Streptophyta; Magnoliopsida; Solanales; Convolvulaceae
Product: calcium-binding protein CAST-like
Exons: 1
Coding region: 36-578 (180 amino acids)
Molecular function (GO): calcium ion binding
Source: RefSeq, a predicted model, not a curated record
UGGAAACCGACGGCGAAGUUCAGGGCCAAAAAACCAUGAGCACUUCCACCUCCUUCCGGCUGCGGAGUCCCAGCCUGAACUCCGUCCGCCUCCGCCGCAUUUUCGACAUGUUCGACCGCAACAACGACGGGAUGAUCACGGUGGACGAGCUGAACCAGCCGCUGAACCUCCUCGGCCUGGAGACCGAUCUCUCCGAGCUCGACUCCAUGAUCCGGUCGUAUAUCAAGGCCGGCAAUGUGGGCCUCACGUUCGAGGACUUCGAGGCCCUCCACCGCUCCCUCGACAACGUGUUCUUCGGCGCCGACGAGGGGGGAGACGGCGAGGCGGUGAUCUCCAAGGCGCAGGAGGAGGCGGAUAUGAAGGAGGCUUUUAGGGUGUUUGAUGAGGAUGGCAAUGGAUUUAUAUCGGCGAGGGAGCUGCAGGCCGUGCUUACCAAGCUGGGAUUGCUGGAGUCCACCGGCGGCAAUGAGAUCGAUAGAGUGGAGCAGAUGAUAGCGUCGUAUGAUCAGAAUCGCGAUGGGCUUGUGGAUUUCAAUGAGUUUAAGGAUAUGAUGCGCUGUGUCAUACAAAAGAAUUGACCAAACUCAAUCAGGGAAAAGAACAUCUGUCAUAUCAUUGAUUAUACAUAGGAUUAA